Molecule: messenger RNA, 1339 nt
Organism: Lobosporangium transversale
Lineage: Eukaryota; Fungi; Mortierellomycota; Mortierellomycetes; Mortierellales; Mortierellaceae
Exons: 7
Coding region: 67-1206 (379 amino acids)
Cellular component (GO): Golgi apparatus
Source: RefSeq, a predicted model, not a curated record
CUUCUCCUUUUGAACACCUUUCAACUGAAUUGUGAAAGAAGAAAAAAAAGAGAACUGGCCCCAAGCAUGAUUUCAAGACUUGCUGGUGACUCAACCUGGGCCAGAUACUCACUGGCUUGGUCUGGUAUCCAGGCCCUGGUAAUCGUGGCUCUCGAGUCUGUCAUUUUUAAGCUGCACGCGACAGAGGCUCGCAACAUUAAGCUCGUUGUUCCCGCUGCCUUGGUAGUGCUCCAAUCAAAGAACAUUCACGAUAUUCCGAAUCCAACACAAGUAAUCCAGAGUGCUCGCGUUUUGUCCGUAUACCAUGUGCUGUUUAUUGUUGCUCAACUCUUUCAGCUCAUUCUCUUGUGCGACGCGAUGUUCAACAAAAAUACAAUUCAGAUCAUUGCUAUCGUCGCAUUCAACUGUGCCAUGGUUGCUUACGCAGGAGUUCAGAUAAAGCAGGCAACGGAUAUUCUCGUCGAAACACCAAACGACUCACUCUCCAACACAAUUCUCGACAUUUUCAAGGCAACGCCUAACCCAACGAUUCACCAUGCUUCAUUGCCUUAUGAAAUCGCGGUCAUUUGCUUCAUGGUCAUAUUCGCCUCAGGAUUCGCAAUUAUUGCAUAUAAACUCUACAAGGAAUUUGGAUGGAGCAUCUAUAAAAAGAUUGGCGCUGAUCUAGCUAUGCGAGACAUGUACAAGGUCUAUCAAAUCUUCAUCAUGAUCGUCAAGUUUGAUAUCUUUUUCCAGCUGGGCUUUUCGGCCCAAUUCUUGUCAGUGGUUGUGUUGCAAGCAGAGUCCCCCGAGUCUUCUACCUACAACUUGUCGGAUGAGGAAAUGAGGCGAAUUUUAAUUUUUCACCUAAUCAUGUCAACGGGUGCAUCUAUCAUUUUGCCAAUCUUGGCGUGGUGGGGACUGAAACGUGAGAGCAAGAUCGCGAUGUAUUGCUUUAAUGCUGGUGGAUUUGCAACGCUUGUCUACAACAUUAUUAAGCUUAAUCAAGUAUUCAACAGCCCAGAUAGGUUCACUGGCGCAAACAAGUUCCUCACAUUCUUCUUGAUUGUCAAUUUGAUUCUCGGAAUGGUUACAAUAUAUCUUGCAUGGGUUUGCAUGAAGAACUUUAACAAUGGACUGAACGCACAUAUUGGCAAGGUUUCUGGAACAAACAUCUAUCCCAUGGAAUCCGUCAACGGAUCCGGAAAACGGUGGUCAAUUGAAUAAUAGCUUUGAAGGGUUUAUAUACAAUCUUCAACUAUACCCAUUACACCUUUUUAUUCUUUCUCUCUUUUUAAUUCCUUUUCUAUCCUUCUUCCUAUCCACUUAUUACUCCUUAACUGUACCUAUAUAAACGAUC